Messenger RNA from Spirodela intermedia, 6565 nucleotides. NCBI's taxonomy places the organism in Eukaryota, Viridiplantae, Streptophyta, Magnoliopsida, Alismatales, Araceae. The record is from the annotation of a GenBank genome assembly.
AUGGCAGCGGCCGAUCUCUGCAAUGGGGAGAGGUUCGUCGUUCUCAUGUUCCUCUCGCGCGUCCUCUUCUCCGUUCCAAUGUCGCUGUCCUACGAAGCAAUCGGACUCGGCGUUCUCGCGGUAGCAGGACUCAUCGUCGAGAUCUCUGUGGAGAGAUCUGGCGAUGCAGCGAGACGUUUCAGAACCAGGUGCGUUGGUCAAUUUCCUGUGGCCCGUCCUAAUGUGGAAAUUUGGUUGCGUGCGUGUUGAGUUGGUUGUUCGGCCUUUGUCGUACGAUUUGCAUCAAUAUAUUUAAUUUUAAACCACUGUGAUCUCCCUCCUAAAAUUAGUAAAAUGCCAAAAGCUGAAGGGCGCAAGCCUUGUGAUAUAAAUCACUGUGCUGUUUAGCCUCUCGUCAUCAAUUGAAGCCAUAUCUUAUCUCAUAUUCACCGAUGUAAAAAUUAUAACUCCUCAUGUCCUUCGGAUUAGCGGAUAUUACAGCACAUAGUAGAAUUUUACGGUACGUACAAAGUUACAAACAUAAGGUAUGGGGAAUGAUCAGUUAUUGAUUUUUUUAACGCAUAAUUUACUUUCAGGCGUGGUGCUUCAUCUGGAAUCCUACUUGGUGCAAUUACAUUGCCUGCUGUUAUGCUUUCAAGAUUGAUUCAACUAUCUAGAUCGCUUGGAAUACAUAAUGCUAGAGUUGACGGUAAAUGAUGCUUUACCUCCAGAGGGACUCAGAAAUAGGAUUUUUUUUUUUAUAAAAGAAUUGAGGUUGUGACGAAGUUGAACUAUUGUAUAAUUGAUUUGAUGCAAUUUUUAUUGGAUACUUUUUUUCUUUUGACUAUUUUCUUGUCGUUUAAACGAACAUUUUCUUAGCUCACCGAUGAUAAUUCGCCUACCACCUAGUAGAUAAGCAUGAUUUAAACUCACUGGCUGCUAAUUUUAAAUUCUUUAAUUUUUUUCGGUAAGAUGUAACUCUCUAUUAGCUGAUGGUACCAAAAUUAACAACUCUGGACGAAUCCCACUGAACUAUAUUCCCAUAACUGUUAGGAAUGUUUUGCGUUGAACAUUAUCUGGUUUCUCUUACCAGAUUAUCUUUUUAUGGGCCUCUAUUUAGUUUUUGAAAGUUGUCGCAGGCUUGGAGUACCUGGAAGAGUAAUCACCGUGAAUAAUUGUUAGCUUUCCUGGCUGAUUGCCUCCAUGCAGUGAAAUAUAUGGAUGGCUUCAAACCGUUUAUCUCGUAAAUUUUCCAAGUAUGCAGCUCCCGGCUCUCUGGCAAGGAGACUGUGCUGCUACACUUUGGCCGUCUGGCAAGGACAAUUGUUAGCUUUCCUGGUUGAUUCUACAUGAGAAAGCCUCAAUGCAGCUAACUACUUGACGGCUUCAAUACCUCUUAUCUCUGAGAUUUUGUAAGUUGUACACAGAUCUUGGCUUUGUGGCAAGGACACUGUGCUGCUACACUUUGGAACCCUCAAUGAAUGAAGAUUUUCGAGAUUUCUUAACUUUAAGGCCUAGUAUAUUAAGACACUAUUCAAGUGAUAGGAUUGAUCUAUUGCCACACUUCUGUGGACCGCGGGUUCUCUCUUGGGUGUAUAAGCCUUUCCUUGUCCUGGCAUGGGGGUUGGCCAAAUUGGCAUCAGAGAAACAAUCGGAAGAAAAAAAUGACUAGGAUCAAACUGAUUCAGGUGUUGUGAUAUACACUGCUAUGCCAGCAACAAUCAAAGAUACUGGACCUCGUUUAAAAAGCCUUACCCGUGCAACUUGAUCUUAUGCCUCGGGCCAGUUAAUGCAAUCUCUUUUACUAGUCUUUACGUAUCAAAAGAGUCGAUGAAAGGAAGUAAUUAAUGUACCAGAAUGGUUUUUGAACAGAUUCGUAUCUUAUGAACAAGAUGGUGCAUUUUUCGUGAAGGUGAAUCGUUGAUUAUAUUCCUCUAGUUAUGUAGGAUAAUAUCAAGAAUAAGAUGGUGCAUCUUACUUGUAGGUAUUUAUGAUCGUGAUAGAACUCUGAAUAAUUUUUAUUUGUUUCGUUGAAUCUUGAUAUUUCAUCCUGACAAACUUCUGAGCUUUGACCUUAGUUUUAUAUUUUUAUUUUUCUUCCUUCGACAGAGUCCAGUAAAUAUCUGAUUAUUUUUUUGUUGCAUACAUUUGAAUCAUUUCACUUUCCACAUCUAUGGGCUGCAGUACUUGCAUAGAAAACAUCUAUUUCUUAUUUUGUCUUUUCAAAAACUAUUAUUUGUCUUCAUGUUCAUAUUUUUAUUUCUGACAUUGAUUUCUUCUUUUGAAAAGAGAUUGAAUGCAUGCUACUGCAAUAUUGGGCUGCUAGUGUGAGCUGCUUUGGCGUACUUAUCUUUUUUUUCCUAUUCCUGCGGCAUUCAUCCAGCUCCCCAAAGCUCGGUAUAUGGUUUGUGGUUGCUUAUGUGAUCACUUGUUGCUUGUCUCUUGGAGUCAAGUCCAAUGAUGGUUAGUUACAAUUUAUGCACCCAACGGUUCAACUAGGGGACAAAUGCUUUUGUAUGCAGUAUUCAAUGUUUUUCUGUUCUUGUGUCUACAGGUCUGCUUGUGGCAGUGAAGAUGUUGUGGUUACUUUGUCAUGGACUCGCCUGUUCAACACUUGUUCAGCAUAUCCUUCAUGCCUUUCCGUCAUGUGCUUCGAUAGGUAGAUAUUUUCAUUCAUUGAUCUUCAACUUAGGUCAAGUUAAGCUUUCAUUUGACCAUGAAAUAAUGUUUAAGAUGAUUAGCCAGCGCUGGAGUAUCUAAAUUAUGACCCUCAAAUGAUAGGCUGGGAAACCAUUUUCGUUAAACCUCACAGUAUAGGGAAGUGGGAAACCAUCUUCAAAUUAAGACAACAUACUCUGCUUAUGGAUGCUAGCAGUCGAUUGAAGAAUUCUAUAUCCAACCUUGAAACCUCCAGGAAGAAAUGAAUUCUAAGAUUGGAUAUUCUCCUAGAGAGGAGUCAAUCUCUUGCAUAGUCCAGUUGUGAAUCCAGGACAUGGAUCUCUCAAGCCAUAAACACCAUUGACAUCCACCACCUGUUUUAUGAGUUAACUUACGACCUGAAAUGGGGGUGGUAUUUGGUGUUUGGGAUAAGUUGCUUGUGUGUAAGGAUAUUAUUUGGCAUUCCAACGAACCAAUGUGUACAGAUGAGCAUUUUUGGAGUAUUAUCUGAAAAAAAUUCAGGACAAUUAAUCUAGAAUACCCUCUGCACGAUCAGAACCCAUAAAGAAAGGGUUUAUUGACUUUGAUGACGUAAAACGUCAUUUAAAGAUAUGUAUAAACCCACAGGCCUUGAAAAAAAUUUGUUAAUCAGCUUUCACAUUUUGUCCCAACAGUCGCAUCUUUGAUUCACAUCCUGUCAAAUGAUGUUUCAUCAAAUCCCUAGCCCAAAUCGGUCCAUAUCCUGUUUCUGGAAACAGUCAAAAACCCUCUUAAAGGAAAAAAAAUAGAAAUAAAUCAACGUUCUUAUUUAAUAACGUUUUAACUGGCACAAAUAGGUAGAUCUGUUGUUAACUGGCCUCGCUGCUAGUCAUAUUAUUAUCCAGCCUGCAUAGAUUGUGUCCUGAGGUAGCAGUGGAUGGAUUCCUGGCAGAAAGGAUCGUAUCUGAGAUUAGGAUCCUUGUUAUUUUUCUUUUCAACUUCCUUUCAUCGUUGACUCAUUAUGAGCUUAUGAUGCUUUUCUUUCUCCACGUGCCAAGAAAAUGCCUUCUGGAUAUAUUUGAUCUCUAUGAAGCCAAUUCAGAUUAUUUGGGUCCCAUCCUCGUAUUUCAUUUCGCUCUAACUCCACCCUUUCUGAUUUUCAGGGGAAGCUCUUCUGGUGUCUAGUGGUCUUGUUAUAUACUUUGGUGAUAUGUUGGCUUACACUCUCUCAAAGGUCUGUCUGCUAUCCCAUUCUAGAGACUCUAUAUAUUUUUUUCUGCGGAAUAAACUCUAUAUUUAGAAAUUUUUACCUACAUUUCCCAGAAUGAGAUCUUCUCACAAUUCUUCAACUUCAUCCACGGAAAACAAACCCGGAUAAGCACUUUCAUUCAGGUAAGGCCCUUGAAGGGAUCAAAGCUAGAUGUAUCUUCCUUUUUCUAAUUUGCCAUUUAUUGAAAGUUAUGUUAAAUGUAGGGUAUUCUGCUCGGCCUUCUGCUCUUGCCUCUGCUCUACAAAUGUCUUCUCCACAUCUGUGAUCAAUUAUCAGCUCUAAGCGAGCCCAAGCCUCCUGUGGGUGGUGGGAGCCCUUGCAGAGGAGUUGGAAGAUCUAUAUUGUUUUAUGCUUCUUCGGCAGUCCUUUUGGCUGUGGUUGCCCCGUUGUGGAUGGAAUAUGUUCACGAUUUUCCUCUGCAUCCUGUGCUAUGGUACGCAUUUUCUAUAUACAUAUAUAUUGAUUUAUUUAUUGGCCUCUGUCAUUAAAUUUAACCCGGAAAACUUUCUAUUUUCGCUCGCUCCUGUUACUCGAGCAGCAUGAAUGAUCUAGCUAGUUCACCCAAAGACAUAGAUUUUUGGUAUAAACGCAAAUCAUGGAUCAACAGAACGUAUAAAUUCAACAAAGAGAAGCCUAUUCGUGCUUAAGAUGGCAUAUAAUUCCUGAUUUAGUCCCCAUCAGAUAAACUAUAGUUUAUGCGAUUCGAAUUAUCAUCUGUUUCCUUCUGUCCUAGAACCAUCGAAUCAUAUGAUGCAUUGUCUCACCAUAGGUGCAGAAAGUGCGCUUUUUGAGAGAUGGGCAUGAUUUUGGUCUGAUUCCGACGAUUUCCAUGAACAAAAACCUUUCGUUCUUUUCUAUUAGAUAUGGAGGGUUAGUGGACGGAGUCAGAUAUCUUCAUCUGAUGAUGUUAUCGAGGCUUCCGAAGCCGGGCUUCUUUUAGCCUAAAUGCUUCAAGCAUUCUCAAACUCUUAAGGAUUUUUUUCCCAUAUUUAGAGGGCAUUCUUUUGCAGGAUCUUCGAUUUUGUCAUCGCGGAGCCGCUCGAACGCCUACUGCUGUGUUCUUACUGGAUCGCCAUAAUCUGCGCGUCUGUCGUAAGAUUCUACAACAUCUCAAAGCACAGCAAGAUUGAGCGGAUUCUUCUCAGAAAGUACUACCAUCUGGUGGCAGUCUUGAUGUUCCUGCCGGCGCUUCUCUUCCAGGUAAGCUUGCCCAUCAGAGGAGGUGUGACUGUGUUUCACAUAUUUUGGGUUCUUCUUACCUCUUUCGAUCUUCUCCUCUUGGCGACUCGCAGCCGAAGUUCCUGGACCUGGCAUUUGGAGCCGCGUUGGCCGUCUUCCUGACGCUGGAAAUUAUCAGAGUAAGUAGAUCCCCCGUGUGCAGAAUCAGGGCCCUCUAUUGCAUCCUCACCUCAUAUUGCUGCUAUUUCCGUCUGACCUUGGUGCUAGUUUCCCAAAUGAAUGAGAGAUUUCCAUGUCCCAUUCGACCAUAGUUUUAUUUUCCAGAACGUACUAGAGAUUUAUAUGCAUCCCCGGCUGAUCUGAUGUUGUGUUUCAAAAAAAUAUAAAUCUUUUUACACUGCCCACUGACCUUGGUGCCACCUAACCUUAUUAACGAAAGCAUCUUCAUGCCAACUCAGAUUCCCACUGUUGUGCUUAUUUUAAAAACACAUACACAGGUUUGGGGAAUCUGGCCUCUGGGACAGUUCGUGCAUGAGUUCAUGAAUGCCUUCACUGACCAUCGUGACUCGGAUCUUCUCGUCGUCAGGUACCCUCUCUCUCUCUCUCUCUCUCUCGCUCUCUCUCUCUCGCUAUAUAUAUGUAUAUAUAUAUAUAUGUAAGUUGUUAAUGGUAUGGUCACUUGUUGCAGUCAUUUCUCCCUCCUGCUGGGCUGUGCACUCCCCAAAUGGUUGUCGCUAGAGGUCAACGACCGGCCACUCGCCCCUUUCGCCGGAAUCCUUAGCCUGGGAAUCGGAGACACCAUGGUAAACCCGGUCUCCUUCCUCCUCUCGUCUCUCCCAUUCCAGACAGAGUCAGGCUUUGAAGGCUUUCCUUCACAACUGAAUAUUUUCAUCACCAAACCUGCUUUAUUAAUAUGAUCAUUACUUUUAUUUUUAUUAACCGCAUGUCACCACGUGUCUCAGGCGUCGGUGGUCGGGCAUAAGUACGGUGUCCUCAGGUGGAGCAAGACGGGGAGUAAGCAUAGUACCAUCUCCUUCAUCUCUGAGGAAUUUUUUUUCGCUAGCCCUUGUGUGGUUGACGAGGGGUUGGUGCUGCCGUGGCCAGAGAAAACCGUCGAGGGCACCGCCGCCGGCAUAACUUCCGUGCUCCUCACGUCCUCGGCUCUUCUCCCUCUUCUAGCUUCCACCGGCUAUAUGCUCUCUCAGGUACCCCUCCUCCCUUACCAUCUCCAAUUAUUCGGGGGCCUUUGUUCUCUCUUCUAUCUGCCUGACUGUGAAGAAGAUAGAUAGAGAGAGAGAGAGAGAAAGAAACUGGGCUCCGGGCUUGGGUGGCCCAUUAGCACCGAGAGAGAGAGAGAGCACUGACCUGUGCUCCGAUUUUGCCCAGCAUUGGUGGUCCCUGCUCUCGGCCGUGACCGUGAGUGGGUUGUUGGAGGCGUACACCACUCAGCUGGACAACGCCUUCAUCCCCCUCAUCUUCUACAGCCUCCUCUGCUUGUGA